This is a messenger RNA of Bipolaris victoriae FI3, 1047 nucleotides long. RefSeq lists its product as hypothetical. NCBI's taxonomy places the organism in Eukaryota, Fungi, Ascomycota, Dothideomycetes, Pleosporales, Pleosporaceae. Bases 1 to 1047 code for a protein of 348 amino acids. The transcript has a single exon. The record is from RefSeq and is a predicted model, not a curated record.
AUGGCGCACUGCAAUGACCUUCACCCACAGCCUUUCUCCAUCCGAAUCGAGUCAUCCAACGGUUUUUCAUACCCGCUACCCGGCCCCCCGCCAUCUCCCACACCCCGGACAGAUCUCGCGGAUACUCCCUUUCCCUUUCUUUCCCUCCCCCGCGAAUUGCGUGAUUUGGUCUAUAGUCACACCUUCCACGAUCGCGGGAUCCACUAUCGCGACCGCAUAAAAGCUGCCACGCGAUGGAGCCCGCGGCGAACACUCGCCUCCCACCUCAACCUACUGCUCACAAACCGCCAAAUCCACACAGAAGCCCUAUCCGCACUUUUUCGCACACGGCCAGUCGAGAUUUCUCCACGCACACUGCACCGGACGCGGUCUCAAUCAAAUCAGCUCUCACUCUCGCACGCACUACGCUCAUUCCCGCUCGCGCCCGCGCGCCUGGUGACGCGGGUUCAGAUUGUAUACCAUGAGUAUUCUCUUUAUGUCCCCUCGAAAUUUGUCUAUCCUGCCCCAGCGGCCAGCGAUGCAGAACUCAUGUUCUUCAUGUGGGAGCGCAUAGUCCGCGAUGCGUGGACGCUGAAGGAACAUUUCCCCCAGUUGAAGAGAUUCGACGCGUGGUCUCGCAUGCUGAGGCAGAAAAUGGCGUAUACAUUUUGCGCCGAUCAGCGCGAUUGUCAUACCCUUGAUGAGGUGGAGUGGCGCCAGAGAGUGGAUCGAGUAGCAACAAGGCUGGCGAGCUGGCUUGAACGAGAGCUAGGCGGUACGGAACUUGUUCCACCGCAGUGGUUAAAAAUCAUUCUUAGCGAGAUACCGCAGCCUAUCACCUCACGUAUAACGUUUUGGAGAGCACAGCCCGAGGUGCCUGACGACUCAAACGAGUUCUUCUUGCGGUUUCAGCACGAGGUGCUUGAGCAGACGCAUCUUUUGCUUGCGAAGAAGAGAGGAUUUACGCCUGAGGAGAGAGAGACGAGUGGGAGGAUAUGGUUGGAGGAGUGUAGUAUGAAGAGAAAGCGGGGACGGAAGGGGUGGCAUGAGGAGGUUAAUGCAGUAUAA